Messenger RNA from Plasmodium reichenowi, 359 nucleotides. RefSeq names its product AMP deaminase, putative. The transcript has 4 exons. Gene Ontology annotation, biological process: IMP salvage; AMP metabolic process. Gene Ontology annotation, molecular function: AMP deaminase activity. The annotation marks the transcript as partial. Gene Ontology annotation, cellular component: cytosol. Lineage: Eukaryota; Apicomplexa; Aconoidasida; Haemosporida; Plasmodiidae. The record is from RefSeq and is a predicted model, not a curated record.
AUAAAAACCCGUUCAAGCGUUUUUUUAAAAUCGGCCUAAACGUAACAUUGUCUACAGAUGACCCUUUGAUGUUUCAUUUUACCGAUGAACCUUUACUUGAAGAAUAUUCCAUAUGUGCCCAUACAUGGAAAUUAAGUACUGUCGAUUUAUGCGAAAUUGCAAGGGCAUCAGUUAUUCAAAGUGGAUACGAGCCAGCAUUUAAAAAACAUUGGUUAGGAGACGAGGAUGGAUUUUUUAAUUUUCAAAAUGACCCAAAUAAAACAAACUUAUCAAAUACAAGGAUGGUAUAUAGGAGAAAUACGUUAGAGGAGGAAAUAAAAAAUAUCGAACGACUAGCUAGCUAUUCAUCAAACGAUUAA